AAAACUCGGUGGCCGCCAAAUCUGGGGGUUGCUUCCCUGGCUCAGCCACAGUGCACCUGGAGCAAGGCGGUACCAAGCUGGUGAAGGACCUGAGACCAGGAGACCGAGUGCUGGUAGCCGACACGGAAGGCCGUCUGCUCUACAGUGACUUCCUCGCCUUCCUCGACCGGGAGGAUGGCUCCCACAAGCUCUUCUAUGUCAUCGAGACACGGCAGCCCCAGGCCCGGCUGCUGCUGACGGCCGCCCACCUCCUCUUUGUGGCCCCUCAACACAACCAGUCACAGGCAGGGACCCCCAGCAGCCAGGCACUCUUUGCCAGCCGUGUACGGCCAG
Messenger RNA from Acanthisitta chloris (rifleman), 333 nucleotides. Its product is annotated as sonic hedgehog protein-like. NCBI's taxonomy places the organism in Eukaryota, Metazoa, Chordata, Aves, Passeriformes, Acanthisittidae. The annotation marks the transcript as partial. The record is from RefSeq and is a predicted model, not a curated record. The transcript has a single exon. Gene Ontology annotation, molecular function: calcium ion binding; patched binding. Gene Ontology annotation, biological process: regulation of gene expression; smoothened signaling pathway; protein autoprocessing.